GAGGAGGUCACUAGUUUUAUGGUCUUUCCUUUUCUAGGUCCUAUUUGAGCCACCUUUUAAUCCUGUGUUUGGUUUAAACUGGAUGGUUAGAACUGAUGCUUUUAUAAGGAGAGGAUUGUGUUCUGUGUGUGUAAAUUGAAGGUCUCACAAGAGGUCUAGGAAUGUAAAGAUUUACAGCCCCCUGAGAGUUGAGCCUUAGAUCCCACAAAGCCUCAGGCUGUGGCUCCACCUGUGCACCAAACAUAAUGACCAUCCAGGUACUCACGAUUAGACUCUGACUGUCAUUCAAACCAAAUGUCCAGUUUCUUUAAACUUCUAUCUACGUGAAGUUCCAGAAAGAUUUACUCGCUGAAUAUCUGCAGAGUCUCAGCCACAACUUCUGGUGCGCUGACUUACCCCCCUCUUCCUCUUUUUCCUAGAUGCCCCUUUGUUGUAUUAAAACCAGCUUUAUUUUCCAGAAACAUCUGGCUCUAAUUAAAGUUUUCCCCUCCCUCCCUUCCCCCUCACUAACGUCAUCCCCCCUCAUGGCUCUUUUGUAGCUGUUGUUAUCCCCUCAGCAUCUCUGUCUGACUCUUUAUCCAUUCUCGAACUCUCUCCCCCUUGUUAUUUCUCCCUCACUCAUUUAUUCUCUCCGCCCAUCCUGACCGAGAGGCCUCCUCCUCCUCCCCCGUCUAUCCUUCACCUCUUGCCUCCUGCUACCAUCCCUCUUUUCUGCAAUAGUCUGCUCUACUUUUUGUGCACGCUGCAUCAUGAUGCAUGUGGGCAGCAUCUGGGGUCUUUCCUUGGUCCUGUGUCUGGGUUUAGGAUGGACGAAGGCUCAGCAGAGCAACUUCACCAGGUGAGUGUCCUUUACUUCAACAGCUCAUCCAGCACAACAACGUUUGAGCUGAAGUCAGCUAAGUGGCUUUACAGCAGGCUGUAACAUAAGAGUAAAAGGCCCUCUGUGAGAUUUUUUCCUGUCUCUGUAAGUACAUUCCUUCCACUUCACUGUGUGAUUGGGCACAGAGUUGUCCUGUCGGUUUUUGGCUCAUGAUGUGAAGCACGCUGAGUCUACAGUGGCCCAACCAGAUGUUAGCUUUGGGUUCUGCCUGUGGGGUCGAAUCAGAGCAACUUGGCUCCGGCUCUGGACAUCUUGGCUCUAAUCAGCAGGCUUGUGACUUUGCUGGGGAUCUGCUGUCUGAGCCUGUAGUUAAGAGGGAACUUUUUUUUUUUUUUUUUUUUCCAACGCAAAAGUACAUGUUUGUUUCUCCAGAGUAGGGGAAUAACAGAUGGAUGUUUCUCAAACUUUAUUCUCUCUUGUAAAAGAUCUCAAAAUACUUUAACAACAUAAUUCCUGCAUUUGAGCAAAAACAAAACAGACAAAUCCCCACAAACACACUGUUUAAUAGCAUUUCAAUAUUUUCUCCUUGGCUCACAUGUAUGAUAUGUAAUCAAAUCUAAUGUGUCCCUGUUGCCUUUAAUCAGAAAUUUUCUCUUCUGUGGACUGAGUUUCCAUAUCCACUGAGCUCUGUGGAUGUUUGGAAAGCAGCAGGAUUUAUCACAUGAGGUGACAGUAACUCUGAAGCUGGAUUAUCCCGUCAGCUGCAAAAAAUGCUUGUGUGCUUGUUAAGAUAAAUUGAGCCACAGAUAUUUUUUGUAAUUCCUCUGUAUUUUUACGACUCCUCAGCAUCCCUCCUCUUCUAUUAAACCAUGGCAGUCAUCCAAACUGGCAUUUUACUUGUGAGCGGUGGCAUAAAUUCAUGGUAAACAGAGUCUGGACAGUGAUACCCAUAUGUCAUUUUGACACUGUCACCGGGCAAUGUCAUCAAGCUUUCAGUAACAUUUUCUGAGUUUCCACAGUGCUAAAGAUGUGGGUGUAGAUGAAUUCAGCUUUUUAAUGUUUGUCUAAGAGUUGCCAAACCUCAAAGUGGACAGCUCAUUGAAAUAUAUUUUCCAUAACUUUUAUUUGCUUUGCUAUUUCAGAGAUGUUGUCACGUACUUUCCCACUCACUCCAGCCCACCUUUAGCUUCCUGCCUCUUGAGCAAGCUCCAAAAGUCAACAACCAAUUUUAAACUAUUAGCAAGUCCAACCAACAUCCAACAUCAGAAAAUAUUCUGAACGAACCAAUGAAAGUUAUAAUUACAGUAAAAAGACACACUUGGAUUCUAAAGCUUCAUAUCAACAAAGCUGCUACUGCUAAAUUCCCGCUAUGGGAAAUUGUUAGCUAUUCGUUAGCCUUACAUUGAAGAGCCAGAGUUAGCUAGCUGGUGACAACAGAUAAAGUUGAUUAUGCUCUUUUAAGAACUUUCCUUUCUUUUGGGGACACCUUCAGAAAAAGAAAUCUACCUGUAAGGCUCUGAAUUAACCAGCUAAUAUUAGCUUAAAUAUCCAAGAGUCAAGACCUAAACAAACCAAGCUAGCUUAAAAAUGAGCCCCCGCCAUUUUAAAUUGCUGAGUCAUUGUUUCAUUUCUACCAAUUUACUAAUUUAUUGACCCACUCACUUACUGAUGGUGUGAGUGAACAGUUUACUUAUUUAUUACUCUUUAGGAUCCACACACAACAACCAGCAUUAAACUUCUCAUUUUAAAUGUAGCCCUUCAUAAAUUUUAGGCUGUGAUGUUUUAUGAUUGUGAGCAAAGGAGGGCCUGUGCUAAUUAAUCAUCUUAACCUUGCUGUGUUUUCUUGUUUAAGUGCAUGUUGCCAUACAUAACAUGGUUGUGGUUUCACUCUAUUUUAAUCUGUGGUCAGCUAAUUACAGAGUUUAAUUAGGAAACAAACUGCAACAAUAAAUGUAAUAACAUCUUGUAGGCUUAUAGCUUGUGAAUUAAAUCAAAUCCUUGGUUGCUGACAGUACAUUGUGUUAAAAAUAACACUAUUGCUCUGUGAAAUACAGUAGCCAGAGCACACAGACAGACACCGAAAACGACAAUUAAAAUACUUGUAUCUGUGGGUGUUGAGAGGCUCCGCAGACUCAUAUAACACAGUUUUAUUGUCUUUCAGAGAAACCGUGCCAGAAUCAUUGUCUUAUGUUCUACCCAUUGUGUUACUGUCUCCUUCCUGAUAGGCCGGUGUUUUACUGUGGAGGGGACCUGGUCGCAGAUUCAGGCUUUGUUGGCAGCGAGGGGUUCCCAAGCUUCUACAAACCUAACAGUAAAUGCAUCUGGCGUAUCACGGUGAGUCACUACACCCUUGAAUGUCUAAAUACUGACUCCUCAUCUGUCUGUCUCCCUGUGUUUGAGUCAUAUCCAUCUUUGUGUUUCCAGGUCCCAGAGGGCAAUGUGGUCACGCUCUCCUUCCGCAUCUUUGACCUGGAGGCUGACUCACAGUGCCGCUACGACUAUCUAGAUGUUUACAACGGCCAUUCCAACCUAGUACAAAAACUGGGUCGCUUUUGUGGAACUUUCCGGCCUGGCGCUCUUAUUUCUACCACAAACACGAUGAUGUUAGAGAUGGGGAGUGACGGAGAGACGCAGGGCAGAGGCUUUGUGGCUUACUUCAGUGGAACCAAACCAUACGUAGAUGGUAUGUGGUCACAGUUUUAUGUGGAGAUUAGGUUCUUUUUGGCCCCACUUGACCCUGCAUCAACUUACAACAAACAUAAACUAGUCCUAGAAUGUAACACAUACAGCUUCCAUUUGUUCUCUUUUACUCCCCAAACAAAGGAAGACAAAACUUCACGCUGUCAAUUUCACGUUCAGUUUGUUACUUGAUAAAACUUUCCAGGGAAGCUUGAAGUUGGUCAAGACUGGUACAACUGCCUUUUGAGGUAACGUCAGCAAACUUCAAGACAGCAACAGGUUUUGAAAAAAAAUAUUAACUAAAGAGGUUUUAAUAAUAGUUUACCCAGUUUACCCAGACCCUGUUAGGAUUAAAUAAGAUGGAUCAAUCCUGGCUUAAUGUCAACCAGAGUACUUUUCUUACCUCUCUUAAAUGACUGUGAUGUUUACAUUUUAGAGGGAAAUGGGACUAACUCUUCUCUCCACAUCACACGGCUUGUAUUUGGAUCGAGUGUUGAGAGGAAAAAUCGAGUAAAUUCCCAAAGCCUGAACAUGUGGAGGGCCUUGAAUUCUGAAAUUGAAAACAAACAACUCAUUGUAUCUAAAACAUACCAGACUUGUAAGUUUUACAUAUCAGUACCAGAUACUGCUGUCUACUUUAGACAGAAAACGGUGAAGUUUUGCAGUAAAGUCCAACACAAGUUGUAUGAAACUUGGAAACUGUGCUGACACUUUUGUAGCAGAACCAGACUGUCACUUCUCUGAAGUCAGGCCGCACAAAGACUUCACUUCUUGUAAAGCUCUUUGCCUGUAUGAAAGGAGUUAAAGAGAGUUUAAUUAUCUUCUAGUCCAGCCUGGGGCCUUUGUUACACCUCUCUAACCUUUACGCUUUCUAUUAUCUUCCCACUUAUUGUAUUUAAACGGCCCAAAUUGAGAAAGUAGACACUCAUGUUAUUUUGAAACUGAUGCAAUAAUGGGAUAAGAGAGGCCCCUUUGGCUGCAUUGCCCAAAUGUUCAUCUUCUGAAUAUCUUUGAUGCCUGCCAACAUUAAUAAUCAGGUGAAGAAAACCAGCUCUUGAUUGUGUAACUUUAAUUAAAACUUAAAUGGUGUAACAAUAAAUCUGCAGUGGAUCCAAAUCAGACUGUAGGAAUCACAAUUUCAUCAGGAGGAAAAACUGAACCCUUCAAAUAUUUAACAAAAUCUGUACUUGGAUAUUUCUUAAAGUAUGGUGCCUUUUUACCUUCCAUCACUGUGCUUAUAGAAGAACGUGUGGUUUGUUUCAGAUGAACAGUUCUGUGGUGGGAAGAUAACAAAGUCCCAGGGAGAGAUCAAAACCCCAAACUGGCCAGAUAAAAAGUACCCACCAGGAACCAGCUGCUCCUGGCUCAUCACUGUGGAGCCUGAUAUGGUCUGUGGAAACUUUCACUCCUGACAACAUGACAACUUUUCCUUUUAACAAUGUUUACACUUAAAAAACAAAACACCAUGUGAAGUCCUUUAUCUUUUGGGUACCAGGUGAUCCAGGUGAAGUUUGACAAGUUCGUCUUGGAGGCUGACACGUAUUGUCGAUUUGACUAUGUGGCGUUCUUUAACGGUGGAGAGAGGGAUGAUUCACGCCUGAUUGGGAAAUACUGCGGUGAUCAGAGCCCGCAGUAAGUGAUGGAUCCUGUUUUAGCUAUUUGUUGAUCCAUUCAUUCAUUUUAACUGGUACAAUCUCAGCUCUCCCCUUUAUCAUCUUCCUGUUUCCUGUCCAGACCCAUCAUCACUAGCGGCAACGUGCUCCUGGUCCAGUUUGUGUCUGACCUCAGUGUGACAUCUGACGGCUUCCUAGCCCACUAUACCAGCGUCCCACGAGGUUACCAACCAACAGAGGCAGAAACUGGUACAAGAUCAAUCCCUCAUAAUCCUCCUGUUAAACCUGCUGCACCUGAACGCACCGCUACCAUUGCACCCCCACCCGCCCCCACAGAGAGACCCAGACCAGUGAAGCCCACAAGAGGUCGUGGACAGGGCAGCACAGGCCAGGACAGAAGAGUACCUGUCACAAGGCCCAAUGGAAAGAGACCAGGUGGGUGAAAAAACCUGCAUGCUCGGCUUGUCUGGAGUUCAGUCAUCACAUGUGGCCAGGACACUAAUUAUAAGAGAUUUUUAAUCUCAAUGAGGCUUUCCUGGUUAGAUAUUAUUAAAUUAAACUUAACAUGGAUUUACUAAUAGGCAAUCACUUCACAGAGAGGCAAGGCAAAGAGUCUUCCUAACAGGCCGAGACCUCCAGCAGAACCAGACUCAUGUGUGAUUGGUCUCAACCAAAUGAGCCAAGAAAGGUAGAUAGAUUAAGAGGCAGCAAGAGGUGUAGAGGUCAAAACAUAGCAAUAGAUUAUAGACUCUUUAGAAGUGAUAAAAAUGGCAGAAAAACAAUGAUUCGCAAUAACUUGCGAAUGUCAACAGUGACAGUUUGACUGAUAAUAAUAAGUGAGUCAUUGUACAGAAGAUGAGUAUAUGUGUAAUGCAUUUCUUUAAUGUACCAUUGUAGUUGCUCAAAACCCUCUAUGUGCCAAGGCCUGCAGGAGAGAUGGAACCAUCAAGACCAGCUUCUGUGCCAGCGAAUUCGGUAAGCCUCGGACAUAUUUACAUUUAACCAACAAAUGAAAUGCUUUGUUCUCACUGAGUACCUCCUUUCUUUUUUUCCAGUGAUUACCGGAAAAGUCAGCUCUCUGGCCCCUGGUCCUAGAGGCACUCUUGUUAUUAACGUCUCCCUUAUAAAGGCCUACAAAGCAGGACGUCUGACAAUCACACAAGUAGGAGAAACCAUGUCUGUGAAGUUGGUGUCACUGUGUAAGAAGUGCCCGCUGCUCCGCAGAGGUAAUGACAUCUUGGAGUCAAACACACUAAUGCACACAUAAGUUUAUUACCAUCUACACUUAUGUGAAUAUGUAAUAAUGCUGUUUGUUUGUUUCCUUUCCAACAGGUGCAAACUACAUAAUCAUGGGUCAGGUGGAUGCAGAUGGACGUGGUACUCUGGCCCCCGGUGCCUUCACAGCUCCAUACAAAGCCCCACAUGACAAAUUAUUAAUGAACAUCAACAACCAGCCCUGCUAACCUCACAUCUGCCCACACCAGGAAGUUCAGAUGAAAUAUCAAAACACACAAACAUUACAAUGUGAAGUACAGAACUAUUGAAGCACAAUAUUAUCCACCAUUUUAAAGGAACACAUGCGAAACCUUACGUUUGUAAUUUAUAUAUGAAUAAAGGUUUUAUAUCUCAAUGGUUUGCGUGUAUAUUCACUUGUGACAGUGCAGCUCUCCUUCUUCUCCAUCCUGUCUCUUACUCCACCUAGUGGGCUUGAUGGGAACUAGCACUCAAACCAUGUGAGAAACACUCCUGACAUCAAGUUUUUAAAUGUCAACACCAAAGUUUGCUGAAUCUGAUUUAUUCUGGAGAAAAAAGUAACUUUGGUUGAGUAGCUACAAUGUCUAAAACCUAAAACCUGUCGUUCCAACACGGUGUCAUUACAAUUCAAGAAUCGAGCAUCUAAAAGCUUAUAUGUCAAAGCUGCUCUUAAUGAAAUAAACUGUAGAUGGUAUAAAAAAUGAUAA
This is a messenger RNA of Xyrichtys novacula (pearly razorfish), 7073 nucleotides long. The record is from the annotation of a GenBank genome assembly. Lineage: Eukaryota; Metazoa; Chordata; Actinopteri; Labriformes; Labridae.